Molecule: messenger RNA, 1089 nt
Organism: Exophiala oligosperma
Lineage: Eukaryota; Fungi; Ascomycota; Eurotiomycetes; Chaetothyriales; Herpotrichiellaceae
Exons: 1
Coding region: 1-1089 (362 amino acids)
Source: RefSeq, a predicted model, not a curated record
AUGGAACAACCAGAUAUUCCCCGCAUGAAGAGAGGGGGUGGCAGGGGACACUCUACUACAACUGGUACUGGAGUCAAUCUAGUCCUUCUCUCAGAGCAUCAUGGUCACCGCAAUUCGACGUCUCCCAGCAUACCAGCGGACUCGAAAGGUACGCCAAUGACAAUGACCGGCACAUCAUCAACUCCAUACCUAGACGCCCUCCGACGCGAUGGCUUUGUGAAAAUACCAAACCUACUGUCUCCUCAACUACUUCUUGGCCUAAAAGGAGCGUCUAAAUAUACCACAGACCGUGCAAGGCGAGGACAGUGGCCAUAUGUCCGUACAGUUCCCAAACAAUACCCGCCAUGGCACGAAUGGCAGGCCGGCGACAACAUCUGGGGAGUCCAACACCUUUUGCAUCCCGACAUGGGAACCAGGGACACUUUUGCCGAGUUAUAUUUCUCAGACGAAGUCCUCUCAGUGGUCAAGGAGCUAGUUGGUCUGAAGGAUGAUCAUCAAGGCGAUGAGAAAUUGGUGAUGGAGCUUUUCAAUCUGCUCGUCAGUCCUGCCGAGAACCAAGACUUUGAAUUGUGUUGGCAUCGAGACGAUAUUCGCCCAGAUGUAACCCCUGAGGAGGAAGAGAAACAACUGAAGGAAAAGAGCCCCGGUGGCCAGCAGCUGCAUGCCCAGUACAAUAUUGCACUAUUCGACGAUGCCUCACUUAUAGUGGUGCCUGAAAGCCAUCGACGUGUGCGCACCGAAACGGAGCGGAACGCAGCCCCUUACGAGGCAAACUUACCGGAUCAGCUCUUGGUUAGAUUGGCGCCUGGCGAUGCUGUCUUCUACGAUAGCAACAUCCUGCAUCGCGGGGUCUAUAAGGGGAUCGAUGCCUCUCAGGAACUAGGUAGAAUGACAUUGCAUGGAUCGAUCGGACUGGCGGGCUAUGGACCCGAGCGUGCGAGACAGGUACUGCAGCAUGGCGUUGGUGAUUGGGUCGAAAGGGCACAAUUUUCCAUGGAAGGACCAAAGGGUAAUCGAGCUGAGGCAAUGCGGAAAAGACUUGUGGCAAUGGGCACAGGGAAAGAUCUGGGCUACUCCCUCGUUGGUUGA